GUCUCAUCUUUUAGUCGCGCCGAUGAGAAUCCCGGCGGAAGGGGAGACCUCGAAGGGCAAAAAAGUCACACAAAAGACACCCUGUCACCAACUCAUCCCUCUCCUACUCCAAACACUGGCAUCCCCGUAAUUUCCCCCAAAGCCAGGGGCACCUCCCCUCCUCUUUCCGUGCCCGGCCCCGGACCUCAAGACGGCACUGUCCCACUCUCCCCUCGCUUCCUCCACCCCUCCCCUCUCUGAACUUUUCGAAGCUUCCCUCUCUGCCCCUAUAAGUGUCCCCAUCGAUCGCCGCUGGAUUCUGUUGAGAGAGAGAGAGGGAGAGAGGGAGAGAGAGAGAGAGAGCGAGUCGGAACCCUAGCACCUCCGCGAUCACCGGAACCCUAACCCCAAUGGCGUUGGCUGCCGCUGCAAAGGAGCUCCGAUUGGUCGAUCCCCAUGUCUGGAAGGCGUGCGCUGGCCCCGCUGCCAAAAUCCCCUCCAUCGGUUCGCGCGUGUACUACUUUCCCCAGGGUCAUGCCGAGCAGUCCUCCUCCACGCCAGACUUCUCCGCCGCCUCCUGCCGCCGCCCCUUCAUCCUCUGCUCGGUCUCUGCCGUCCGUCUCCUUGCUAACCCCGACACCGACGAGGUCUUCGCCCAGAUCGACCUCGACCCCCGCUGUCUCUCGCCGCCGGCGCCGCCGCCCCCGGCCGACAUCCUUGACGGGGGUGGGGGAGUGGUGUCGUUCGCGAAGAUCCUGACUCCAAGCGACGCGAACAACGGCGGGGGCUUCUCGGUGCCGAGGUUCUGUGCGGACUCAAUUUUUCCAGGGCUGGACUUCAAGGCGGACCCGCCGGUCCAGACCAUUUCGGUUCGGGAUGUGCACGGGGCCCGGUGGGAUUUCCGGCACAUCUACCGGGGCACGCCGCGGCGGCACCUGCUGACCACCGGCUGGAGCAAGUUCGUCAACUGCAAAAAGCUCGUCGCCGGGGAUUCGGUCGUGUUCAUCAAGAACCAGGCCGGCGAGCUCUUCGUCGGUGUACGCCGCACCGGCCGGUCAUGUGGCUCGUUGGACUAUCUGCCCUAUAGCCCCUCGGCCGGAGGGGGCGUUAAACUCGAGGAGAACCUCGGCAGCGGUGAAGGGUUCUCGAGGAAUGUGAGGGGCCGGGUUCCGGCCUCAUCGGUGGUGGACGCGGUCCGAUUGGCGGAGAUGGGCUGCCCCUUUGAGGUCCUUUACUACCCGAGGUCUGGGUCGCCGGACUUUGUGGUGGCCGUGGAGGUUGUGGAGUCGGCGAUGAGGGUGUAUUGGACUGCCGGAAUGCGGGUUAAAAUGUCGGUGGACACGGAGGAUUCGUCCAGGAUGACCUGGUUUCAGGGGACGGUGUCGGCGGCCGCGGUCAAGGAUGUGGGCCCGUGGCCCGGUUCACCAUGGCGUAUGCUUCAGGUUACCUGGGAUGAACCAGAGGUUUUGCAGAAUGUCAGAAGUGUAAAUCCCUGGCAGGUGGAGCUUGUUUCUGCCCCUCCUCAGCUAUGCACUCCAUAUCCUGUUAUGAAGAAACUAAGGGGGCCACAAAGUCCAGACUUUUCUGAUGUUGGAGAGGGCAGCAUGCUCUUUCCAGUAACAGAUUUUAAGAGUACAUCCAUGGGGAAUCUAUCCCCAUCAAUCAAUUACAAUACAUUUCCUGCUGGCAUGCAGGGAGCCAGGCAUGAUCCAUUCUAUGUCCCCACUUUAUUCAAUUUCAUCCUGAGCGGCCAAAAAAUGCUCUCUGAUAAUCUGCAUGGCACUAAGAUGCAACAGAAGUUAAAUAAUGUAUCCACUAAUUUGAGUGUUGGAAGUACAUUAGUUUCAGACGGCUCAUCCCCACUGAGCAAUGGAAGUAUCCUGGACUGUGGCACAGAUCUUCUCAAAACUGUGGCUUCCAAUCCGACUACGAAAACUAGUGGAGAAACUUUUCAGUUGUUUGGUAAGAUUAUCCAGAUAGAGCAGCCUGCUGAUGUUGCUCCAGAUAAAGAGUACGGAGAGACCACAGGUGGAGUCCUACCACAUGAUUUUUCUCUCUCUUACCAACGUAAGCAGUUGCUUGAUGGUCUUGAUGUGCAACAUCAAAGAGUUUCUGCUUUGGAAGCAUGUUCUAUGUGACAGAAAUGAUGUGUGCAUCUGCCACAUGCGGCCUGUACAGGUGUCCUUGUUGAAGACAACAUGAAGGUUGCCUCCUGCAGCUCUGUCAUCCUAAUGCAUUGUCUCGGGCUUGGCAAUGUUUAACCUAGUGUGUUUCUAACUGUUAUGUUGACUUCUUCAUGUUCCUGUUGAACUCGCCUGUCUGAAAAAUUUCUGAGUCGUGGUUGAGGUACUAGCUGUUUGACAUUUUAAAGCUAGUCUGUCGUACUGUCUUCAAUGUCUUACUCCUGUUUUUGUACAUUUUUUUUGGGAUUACUGCACGGAUUAUAUCGGUAGUUGUUACCCACA
Elaeis guineensis (African oil palm) is the source of this 2444-nucleotide messenger RNA. RefSeq names its product auxin response factor 17-like. The record is from RefSeq and is a predicted model, not a curated record. Gene Ontology annotation, cellular component: nucleus. Gene Ontology annotation, molecular function: DNA binding. Gene Ontology annotation, biological process: regulation of DNA-templated transcription; response to hormone. NCBI's taxonomy places the organism in Eukaryota, Viridiplantae, Streptophyta, Magnoliopsida, Arecales, Arecaceae.